Molecule: messenger RNA, 2201 nt
Organism: Gamsiella multidivaricata
Lineage: Eukaryota; Fungi; Mortierellomycota; Mortierellomycetes; Mortierellales; Mortierellaceae
Product: succinate dehydrogenase flavoprotein subunit 1
Exons: 6
Coding region: 163-2088 (641 amino acids)
Biological process (GO): tricarboxylic acid cycle; mitochondrial electron transport, succinate to ubiquinone
Molecular function (GO): electron transfer activity; succinate dehydrogenase (quinone) activity; flavin adenine dinucleotide binding
Source: RefSeq, a predicted model, not a curated record
CCCAUUUCUCGAUCCGUUCUUCACCCAUCACUCCUCCACUCCUUCGCUCCACUCCACUCCUUCCUUCACCUCUCUCCUCUUUCUUUUUUCUUUCUAUUCAUUUCCUUGAACCGGGCGGUCCCUCUUCUCUUCGUCUCUUCCUCUCGAAAGCACUCUCUCACCAUGUUCCGAGUCCAGACUGCCUCCAACAUCCUGCGCCGCACUGCUGCCAGCCGUGCCUUCCACACCUCGCGUCCUGCGAUGCAGGUCUUUGCGUCCAAGCCCUUGAACGCCAAGGAGACCUCGAGCCCUAUUACGUCCAAGUACCCCAUCAUCGACCACACCUACGAUGCCCUUGUCAUCGGUGCCGGUGGUGCCGGUCUCCGUGCUGCCUUCGGUCUUGCUGAGGCUGGUCUCAACACUGCCUGUAUCUCCAAGCUCUUCCCUACCCGUUCCCACACCGUCGCCGCCCAGGGUGGUGUCAAUGCUGCUCUCGGUAACAUGGGCGAGGAUGACUGGAGAUGGCACAUGUACGAUACCGUCAAGGGUUCCGACUGGCUCGGUGAUCAGGAUGCUAUCCAUUACAUGUGUCGCGAGGCUCCCCACAGUGUUAUCGAGUUGGAGCAUUAUGGUGUCCCCUUCUCCAGAACCAAGGAGGGCAAGAUUUACCAGCGUGCCUUUGGUGGUCAGAGUUUGAAGUUCGGCGAGGGUGGUCAGGCUUACCGCUGCGCUGCCGUCGCUGAUCGUACCGGUCACUCGAUCCUUCACACCCUUUAUGGCCAGUCCCUCCGCCACAACACCAACUUCUUCAUCGAGUAUUUCGCCAUGGAUCUCAUCAUGGAGAACGGCGAGUGCCGUGGUGUCAUUGCCAUGAACAUGGAGGACGGUACCCUCCACCGCUUCCGCGCCCAUAAGACUGUGCUUGCCACCGGAGGAUACGGCCGUGCUUACUUCUCCUGCACCUCUGCCCACACUUGCACUGGUGACGGUAACGCCAUGGUUGCCCGUGCCGGUCUUCCCCUGCAGGACUUGGAGUUUGUCCAGUUCCAUCCCACUGGUAUUUACGGUGCCGGAUGCCUGAUCACUGAGGGUUCUCGCGGUGAGGGUGGAUACCUUUUGAACUCGGAGGGUGAGCGUUUCAUGGAGCGUUAUGCCCCCACUGCCAAGGAUCUUGCCUCCCGUGAUGUUGUCUCCCGUUCGAUGACCAUGGAGAUCCGCGAGGGUCGCGGCGUGGGCCCCGAGAAGGACCAUAUCUACCUCCAGCUCUCUCACUUGCCUGCCUCUGUCCUCCACGAGCGUCUCCCCGGUAUCUCUGAGACCGCUGCUAUUUUCUCCGGAGUCGAUGUCACCAAGGAGCCCAUCCCCGUCUUGCCCACUGUCCACUACAACAUGGGUGGUAUCCCCACCAAGUACACUGGUGAAGUCUUGACCGUUGACGAGAACGGAAACGACAAGGUCGUCCCUGGUCUGUACGCCGCCGGUGAGGCUGCCUGUGUGUCAGUCCACGGUGCCAACCGUUUGGGUGCCAACUCGCUCUUGGAUAUCGUCGUCUUUGGUCGUGCUUGCGCCCACCACAUCCGCGACAACUUGGAGCCCAACACUCCCCACCGUCCCUUGGCCGCUGAUGCCGGUGCAGAGUCGAUCGCCAACUUGGACAAGCUUCGCUAUGCCACUGGCCCUAUCUCGACUGCCGCUCUCCGCUUGAACAUGCAGAAGGUUAUGCAGAACGAUGCUGCCGUGUUCCGUAUGCAGUCGUCUUUGGAUGAGGGUGUCGAGAAGAUUGACAAGGUGUUCAAGUCGUUCAAGGAUGUCGGUGUCACUGACCGCAGCAUGAUCUGGAACUCUGACCUGGUCGAGACCCUCGAGCUCCAGAACCUGUUGACGUGUGCUGCUCAGACGAUGCACUCGGCUAGUGCCCGCAAGGAGUCCCGUGGAGCUCACGCACGUGAGGAUUUCCAGGAGCGUGAUGAUAAGAACUGGAUGAAGCACACUUUGUCAUGGCAGAACCAGGAGACUGGCGAGGUUAAGCUGAGCUACCGUGCUGUUACUAGCAAGACCUUGGACGAGAACGAGUGCAAGUCUGUUCCUCCCAAGAAACGUGUCUACUAAGUGUAUGUGACGGAGAGGUAUAGGAGAAAGAAGAGGUAGAUUGAACGGGGGAGCAUGCUGUUGUUGUUUUUUUAAUCGUUUGACCAAAUAAAAUAAAUGAAUUCAUUCAAUAA